Melanotaenia boesemani (Boeseman's rainbowfish) is the source of this 1590-nucleotide messenger RNA. RefSeq lists its product as uncharacterized. NCBI's taxonomy places the organism in Eukaryota, Metazoa, Chordata, Actinopteri, Atheriniformes, Melanotaeniidae. Bases 8 to 1339 code for a protein of 443 amino acids. Gene Ontology annotation, molecular function: nucleic acid binding; zinc ion binding. The record is from RefSeq and is a predicted model, not a curated record. The transcript has 2 exons.
CCCUUAUAUGACUGGAGAUAUAGGAAACAGGAGGGAUAAUGCAUCCCUGCCUAGUGCACCUCCACCAUAUAAUAAUUCAGGGCAUUCACGACUCUCUCCAUAUCGUUCACUGCAGGAGCGAUUACAGGCGCUGAAGGUGGAUCCAGACCUGGACUCCUGUCCCCCGGUGUUGCAGCCCCAGCCGCCUCAGCAGCAGGAGCAGCAUCGUCCAGAGGACCGACGGAGAGAUGAGACACCGGGUCCCGCUGACUCCACCCAGGACCAGGCUACAGGGGGAACUGAAAGACCAUCAGCAGACAUGGCCAGCCCUUCACACACCAAGUCCGGGAAGAUCUAUGGACCGGAGGUGUCAUCAACCUCCCCCCUCCACAGACUUGGGAAGGCUGCCAAGGGCCUAUUUCUGGGACAAAAUACUGCUGAAGAUGAGGACACUGAGGUCUUCAUUGCCCCCAUGGUGGAAGUAUCAGGACCCACCGGCCCCAUACUGGUUUAUCGCCCUUGGUCCCCCUCUGAAAUCAUGGAGCAUGCCAAAAAUCUUCCUGACCCCACUGAAGAUGGUGAGAAAGCUAGCGAGGAGUGGAGAGCUUUCUGCCGCGAGCACCGCCCUACUGGACUUGAACUAAGGAAAAUCUUCGCUAAAGUGCUCACUGCUAGUGAUCUGGCUAAAGUCCGUCCCCACCUUCCUCCUGAUGACACCUGCCUGAAAAAUCCGAACUGGGACGAUGACACGAACCGAGUCUACAGAGAGGCCAUCACCACACUCUGUAAUGGCAUAAAGACUGAGUUCCCUAAUCGAGGGAGUCUGGCUGCCCUGAGAAAUCUGAUUCAGGGCCCAGAUGAGCGCAUGGAGGCCUUUCUGCACAGAUGUGAGACUGUUUUCACCCGACAUUCUGGCUUGGAGCGCCCUACAGGAGAACUGGGAGACACUCCAGGACCAUGGGAACGCCUUCUCUGUCAGACGAUCAUUGAAGGGAUGAACAGAGAUGUGUUGGAGUUGGUGAAAAGACAGUAUGUGGGGAUGAGACAUGCGACCAGAUUGACUGAGCUUCAAUGUCAAGCUAAACAUGCACAAGAUGUCAUGGAUGAAAACAAGAAAAAAGCUGAAUCCAAGAAAGACAAACAGAUGUCAGCAGCUCUGACUCUGUUCACCUCCCAGAAUCAGCCACAAUCCAACAGGGAUGGGAGGGGCAGAGGCAGAAGCAGAGGAAGACGAGGGAGGGGCGGCAACCAACAACAGCGUGGGGCGUGUUAUCGCUGUGGCCAAUACGGACACUGGAAGGACGAGUGCCCUCAUGUUCAUGGGCCCACCCACCAACAGGGAAACCAGCAGGCUGACUGAGGGGCGGACCCGGGAGGCAGGACUCCAGAGGAGCUUUUUUCUCCACCCACCACAGCUUUUGCUGAAGCAUCUGUUGAGGGAAGUGAAAUGCACACACACACAUACACUCAUUUAGCUGCUAAAGCUUAUAAGCGUUUUCCUUUGUUUACAUUGUCUGUGAAUAAUCAACCAGUUUCUUUUAUGGUUGACAGUGGAGCAACUCAUUCAGUUCUUAAGACAGGCACCCUAAAUCCCACUCCACCAUUCAGUGG